ACUUCUCUCUAUUGUUCGGAUCAUGUAUCUCCUACGUGUAGUGGUGGUGGCACUCUGUAUAACUACUGUGAUUACAGUGUCCGUUGUCAUAUGUUCCUGUGUCAGAAGACGACGUUUGUCAACUGGCCCUAACCAGAAAUCUAACCAAGAUGUUGAAAGUAUUCUAGUUCAGCAUGGAUCACUGUCUCGAAAGAGAUACAAGUAUUCGGAAAUCAAGAAAAUAACAAAAUCAUUUAAUGAGAAACUUGGUCAAGGAGGAUACGGUAGUGUCUACAAAGGUGUGCUACCCGAUGGAUCUCUCGUUGCUGUCAAGGUUUUGAUCGAGACAAAUAGCAAUGGAGAAGAGUUCAUCAAUGAAGUUGCUAGUAUUAGUAGAACCUCCCAUGUCAAUAUUGUCAAUCUCUUGGGAUUUUGCUUCGAUAGAAACAAGAGGGCUUUAGUAUACCAAUUUAUGCCCAAUAAAUCCUUAGACAAGUUCAUCGGCGAUAAAGAUUGUCCUCUGGAUAUAGAUACAUUGUACGACAUUGCGGUUGGAGUUGCCAAAGGUUUGGAAUAUCUGCACAUGGGAUGCAAUACAAGGAUUGUUCAUUUCGACAUUAAGCCUCAGAACAUUCUUUUGGACGAGGAAUUCUGUCCAAAAAUAUCGGAUUUUGGGCUUGCUAAACUAUGCAAGAAGAAGCAGAGUAUAUUGUCGGUGCUUGGGACACGAGGCACUAUUGGGUAUAUUGCUCCUGAAAUAUUUUCGAGAAAUUUCGGAGGAGUUUCUCAUAAAUCUGACGUCUAUAGCUAUGGAAUGAUGGUUCUUGAAAUGGCCGGAGCGAGAAAAUUUGUCGGAAACGAGGCAAUUCAAUCUAGUGAGAAUUAUUUUCCUGAUGAAAUCUACGAGCAUGUAGUUGAUGCCACCGAGAAAGCAAACGAUUUAAUAGUGAUUGAUGAUGACGAAGAAACUACAAGGAAAAUGUUUUUGGUCGGAUUUUGGUGCAUUCAGACAACUCCAUCGGAUAGGCCAUCAAUGUCAAAGGUUGUUGAAAUGUUAGAAGGAAGUAUUGAAUCCAUACAAGUUCCUCCGAAGCCAGUAUUGUGUACUCCUACUCUUGGGAAGAAAGAAAUUUCUUCAUUUUCAGUAUAUGUGGAGACAGAAAAUUCAGAUGAAGAUUAAGCACUGAUCUGGAAUCACAUAUAAUCAUAUCAUAAAUAUCUAGUAUGAUGCAUGAUAUGUAAUUUCCUCGAAUGUUACAACGAUACACUUUCGUAAAUAGUCUCCAUCCUUUCCUCUAAUUUUGCAACCUAGAAAGGGGUUUCUCUAAUUUUCCUUAGAAGGAUGUAUAAAGAUUGUCUUACACUUUAUUCAAGGUUUUACGACAAA
Messenger RNA from Erythranthe guttata (spotted monkey flower), 1366 nucleotides. NCBI's taxonomy places the organism in Eukaryota, Viridiplantae, Streptophyta, Magnoliopsida, Lamiales, Phrymaceae. The record is from RefSeq and is a predicted model, not a curated record.